AUGGUUGAGUAUACAUUUGGACGAGAUUCGAGACAGCUGAAGACUUUGGAUAAGAUAUACCUGGACACGAGCUUCACUGAAGACGUUCAGUUUCAGACAAAAGCGGACGGCCUGCGCGAGCUGCUUGAGAAGGUAGACAAGUAUCCUGGUGAUACCCUCUUCUACUUCUCUGCUUGGACCUAUGGAUACGAGGAUGUAUGGAUCGCAUUGGCCAAGGCCCUAAACACCCAGAUACAUGUCGAUGACUACAAAAUGAAGGUUUACGAAUCCCUUCGAGUUAAGCUAGACGACGAAAACAACUACCUCCACCUGAGCCCUGAAGCACCAGCUCUGGCUGGUUUCCCAUGUGGUAAUCGGUUUCACCCUGGCUGCUUAACCCGAAAUCCAAAUGUCCGAAUACACAGCUGCGAAAAGGGGUCCGGUUGCCCGAUAAUGCAAAAGACGGCGACUGGAAAUGUGGUCUGGAUCACGCCCAUUGUUGCUCACCGGGGCGAGGAUGAUAUGGUAGAGGUUGGUAUCGGCGGCGGAGCUGGAGAUCUGGAAGAAUCGGAUCAAGUCGUUCUGGCUACUGAAGAUCUCCGUAAAUGGCUCGAAAGUCCUCAUGACAACGACUGCACCAGUCGGCAACAUCAAGUCAUAGAUCUCACUCUCGAGGAGUCCGAGAGCAGCCAAAAUCCGGCCACUCAAGAUACACGGAGCCAGCUACUCAAGAGGAAUUUCGGAAGCUUCGUUGAGGAUAUCGAGCCCAUUCAGAAAGCACGGUCGCGUGAUGAGACUGCCGACGAAGACAUCAGUCAUCUUCUCGACUCGCAGGAGACAUCCAUCUCGGCCCGCGCAUUGGAGACCCGUCGAACUGCCUUCAACUCGGUGCUUCACGAGUCUAAUCCUGACCGGUGGGACGGCCUCCUGUGCACGAAGAACAACCACACACAUGAAGAAACUGAGCUAGGCGAGGAACGGGAUUUGUCUGGCAUGGAUGACGGUCCUUCCAAGGAAUCAGUGCCUUGA
Diaporthe citri is the source of this 1008-nucleotide messenger RNA. RefSeq lists its product as uncharacterized. The record is from RefSeq and is a predicted model, not a curated record. The transcript is spliced from 3 exons. Gene Ontology annotation, molecular function: 5'-3' DNA exonuclease activity; damaged DNA binding. The coding region runs from base 1 to 1008 and encodes 335 amino acids. Lineage: Eukaryota; Fungi; Ascomycota; Sordariomycetes; Diaporthales; Diaporthaceae. Gene Ontology annotation, biological process: double-strand break repair via nonhomologous end joining; interstrand cross-link repair; protection from non-homologous end joining at telomere.